AAAAGAGACAGUGAGGAACAAUGGGUGCAGUGGUUGUGUUUUUGAUACUGGUCCUUCACUUUACAGGAACACAGGGUGAUGUGAGUUUUCAGUCCUUUGCUGUCAGAGAUGGAAAUGAAGUCACUUUGCCUUGUUUCCAUCACAGCUGCAACAGUGUCACCUGGCGCUUCAAGGGUUUAAGACAAGGAGCAGCAGAAGUAGAGCUGUUUAAUCAAGGUCAGAUUAAAGAAAAAGCCACAUCAGACCAACUGAGUUUGACCGCAAACUGUUCUCUGGUUAUACACAAGGUAACAGUUGAGGAUGCUGGUCAGUACACCUGCAGUGGGACUGACAAAAUAUGGACACCUCCUGGUUCUGUUAUUUGCACUGACCUUGUUGUCGUUGUCAUAACUGAAGAGAAGUAUGGAGAUAACGUGACUUUGAACUGCUCUGUGUCGACUUCUAAAAAGUGUGAACAACAUAAAGUGAAGUGGAUCCACGACCGGAUAGGCAUCUUUAUACGCAAUCCAUAUAUAAAAACAUCACAGUCUUCAUGCUCUGCUUCUGUGGCUAUUCUGAACACUAACUGCAGUAACAUAUCAACUUAUGACUUUAUGUGUGCCGUUACAAUAUAUAAUAAAGUGGAUCGUUUUCCUUUCAACCCGUGUUCAACAACAGCCGAAAACAACGCAAAUACAGUCUGGUUCUGGUGCAGGCUCAUCAUUGUGGUUUUGGGUUUAACUGCAUUAAUAACAGUUGUUGUGGUCGUCAUCAUAUGGGCAAGAGCUGGUAAAAAAGCACAGACGGGUGAAAACACGGUGUUUAAUUAGGAAGCUGAUGGAGUUGUGAAGCAUGAAACUGUCCAGAUGAAGUUCGGAGAAUAAAUGUCAACAACAUCAGCAUAAACAUGUUGUAUGUUUGCAUAGGCAUUAUUUCCUUUUAAACAGAGAAUCAUAAUUUCACAUUACUUUCAAUUUAGACUAUAAUAGUUAAGUCUUGAUAAUAUUUUGUAUUUAGAAGCUUGGCAGCUUUUGUAAAACUGAUUUCCCUGUAUUAGUUGCUGAGACAUUUCACUUCUUUUUCUGUAUGAGGAAAAAAAUCCUGCUGGUGUUCCUUGAACCACAGAUAUCCAUGGAAGUAAAGUGGUAGAAAGUGAAAUAUUAUAACCAAAAGACAACACACAUGACAUGUUUGGGGGGCAUAAAAAAUUAUCUGUGGAAGGAUACACUUCAGAAUUGAGACGGUCAUCCAUAAUAAGCAUUUCAAUAAUUUAUAAUUUAUAUUGUUGUUUCCUGAAACGCCUCUGUAUGCACUUCAACCCAUUUAAACUUCAAUAUAAUUUAGUCUGAAAUUUUCCGCUGCAAAGGCUUGAGCUUUUUUUUAAUAUGACUCUGUGUAAG
This is a messenger RNA of Oreochromis niloticus (Nile tilapia), 1379 nucleotides long. RefSeq lists its product as uncharacterized. NCBI's taxonomy places the organism in Eukaryota, Metazoa, Chordata, Actinopteri, Cichliformes, Cichlidae. The record is from RefSeq and is a predicted model, not a curated record. Bases 21 to 809 code for a protein of 262 amino acids. The transcript is spliced from 7 exons.